Messenger RNA from Raphanus sativus (radish), 1597 nucleotides. Its product is annotated as NAC domain-containing protein 41. The transcript has 3 exons. Gene Ontology annotation, biological process: regulation of DNA-templated transcription. NCBI's taxonomy places the organism in Eukaryota, Viridiplantae, Streptophyta, Magnoliopsida, Brassicales, Brassicaceae. Gene Ontology annotation, molecular function: DNA binding. Bases 709 to 1347 code for a protein of 212 amino acids. The record is from RefSeq and is a predicted model, not a curated record.
CUCUAUACGUGCAUGCAUAAACCAUGCUUUAUUUCUUGAUGACCCAUGUUUUUAUUAUUGAAAAGAGAAAAUAUAGUAGGAGAAAAGAAAGGCAACAAAAGCCCAAAGAACAAUUAGGCCUGCUUCAAUCAACUAAACCAGCAGAGGGGAACAUGUAGGUGGUGUUGUGUCUCAUAGUUUAGUAUCUUCUUCACACAUACAGAUACAUUGAACAUCAAAAUAUUAAUUGAAUUACAAAGGCAGAGGAUGAUCAAAUGGUAGGAAGUGAAAGAGUCCAAAAAGAAGAACUAUUUUGCUAAUGGAGAAACCCCAAACUUGCACGUUUCUCUCUUCCUUUCAUCAUUAAGAAAAAUUAGGAAUAUAAAUGACAUUUUCUUCUCUAUUUUUUUUUAAGAAGUCAAUGAACAUCCCACAUAAGCACCUUCCUUUUCCCCUACUCAUUCUCAUCAACUUCUUAUUAUGUAUAAAUGUUCUGACAAAGGAGCCACUUCUUCUACCAUUUAUAUUACACAACUAUAAUAUAUUCAUAUAUGUAAGUGUACUCGUGAGGAUAUAUACAUAUAUAAAGAACCUCUCCUACUGUCAUUUAGCUUGCAAAGCCCACAAAACAAAACGUUACACGAGUCUUCCUUCUCUCUCUCUGUCUCUGUCUCUCUCGCUCCCCGUUCUUUCUCUUUAGAGACACAGUAUUGGAAGAAGAGAGAAGAUAUGGAGGUGGAGAAGAGGACAAUGGUGAAUGGAGGCAUGAAAUUACCAAUUGGAUACAGGUUUCAUCCAACGGACCAGGAGCUUAUCCUUCAUUACUUGCUCCCAAAAGCAUUUGCUUCUCCUUUGCCUUCCUCCAUCAUCCCUGUCUUUGACGUCUUCUCCACUCAUCCUCUUACUUUCCCAGGGGAUCAAGAGGAGAACAAGAGGUACUUCUUCUGCAAGAAGAGAAGUGAAGUAUCCAGUAAUGCACAUCGAAUCAAGAUUUCAUCUGGUGAUGGUUACUGGAAACCUACCAGGAAAGAGAGAGAAAUCAUUGCCUGUGGUAGAAGAGUUGGGAUUAGAAGAACACUUGCUUUCUAUGAAACAAACAAAUCAUCUUCUAAAUGCAACAAAACCAGAUGGAGCAUGACAGAGUACUGCCUUGCCGGUUUUGCAUCAACUAAGGUGUCUGGAGAUUGGGCGGUGUACAAUGUGUAUGAGAGGAAAGUAUCCAAAGGAAGAAGGCAGAGGAAAUCAAGCGGGAGAUUUGACGAAGAAGAAUUAAGUUGCAUAGACUUUACGAUUGGGUCAGAUCAUGAAACCGGUCCUCCACCGCCCUCUCCUCCUACCUCAGCUGAUGAGUCAGGGAGCAUUAUUUAAAACGUUGCUCCUUAACCCUAACCUACUCCACUUAUGUUUCUUUCAAGCUAUUUAAAAAAAGAUUACACGUCUUGAUCCAUUUUGAUCCGAAAGUUGUGUGAGUGGGAGAUUUGUUGAGCAAACCUAAUAUCUGUCAAACUUGUUAACUUUUACAACAUUGUCGUGGAGUUAAAAGUGAUAUAGCCAAUGUAAGACGAAGUAAAGUUGAAUUAAAUGAAAAAAAUAAAUAUUUAUUUUUCUUAGAAGUGAA